Eurypyga helias (sunbittern) is the source of this 2675-nucleotide messenger RNA. It is a transcript of the gene DENND2B, whose product is annotated as suppression of tumorigenicity 5. The record is from RefSeq and is a predicted model, not a curated record. The transcript is spliced from 13 exons. Gene Ontology annotation, biological process: positive regulation of ERK1 and ERK2 cascade. The annotation marks the transcript as partial. Lineage: Eukaryota; Metazoa; Chordata; Aves; Eurypygiformes; Eurypygidae.
AUGACCAUGACUGCCAACAAGAAUGCCAGUGUCAACAGCAGAGCUGGAGGGAGUAAAGUGCCUCAGGACACUCUGGAUAGGUGUCAGUCAGUCUCUCCACCGCCUCUUUUGUCCCCGCGAAGAAGCCCAGCCUACCCCCUCAGCGAUAGCGAGGACUCUUGCCACUCUGCUCGGCUCACCAAAGUCUCCAACUCCCGACUGCGCCUCAAGGAUUGGAGCAGCCGCACAUCUACACUGCGAAGCACCUCCACGAGCCCAUCGGACACCGACUCCCCGAGCCACCCUCUCAAAGCCGUCAGUGUGGGCGCUUUGGAUAAAAGGCUGUCCGUAUUCAAGGCUGAGGACCAAAAGGAGAGUCCAAAGGAGGCGCAAGAUGGGGACACGGUAGGGAGCCAUCCGCUCGCCCGGAGUACUCUGUCCUUGGGCACUGCCACCAACUUGAGGAACCUGUCCCUCAGCCGGGCGAGCGUCCGCUCCCAGCCGCUGGACAUCAGGCAGAAGAUCACAGAAUGGGAGUGCCGCCGGGAGCCAUCCCCCAGGAUGAGCACGGCUGUGGACAAAAGGGAUGCUGGGGAGAGGUCGGGCAGUGAGAGCUGCCCCAGUGUCCUGACCUCUCCCUGCAGCGAAAAGACAUUUGAUUUCAAAGGGCUCAGAAGAAUGAGCCGAACAUUUUCCGAGUGCUCUUACCCGGAAACAGAGGAGGAGGAACUGCUGGACAGGGAUUCCUGCCAUCGGUUCGAGAAGAGAGCAGGCAGGAGCGAGCCUCCUUCUGCCACUUUCCUCAAGGGCCAUGUCAGGAAAGAGUCCUCUGCCGUGCUCAACAGAAUACAGAAGAUUGAGCAGGCACUGAAAGAGCAGCCUGGCAGAGGCCUCCCCCAGUUACCGAGUAGCUGUUACAGUGUUGACAAAGGGAGGAAAAAGUCUGUGACUUUGAGUACUGUGGAGGGACUGAGUGAAACCCUGAGUGAUAGCAAAGGAGGGAGUGUUAUUUCGGGGAGCGAACCAGAAACACUUACUGAGGCUGAGAAAAGCAGUAAGACAAAACAGGGGCUUACUGCAAACUCCGCUGGCCCUAAACUGCUCCUCGAGAGCCCAGCUAACACCGCGGUGAAUCCUGUCCCCAAGCCCAAACGCACCUUUGAAUACGAAGCAGACAAAAACCACAAAAGUAAACCAAGCAAUGGCCUACCUCCAUCUCCUACCCCUGCUGCCCCUCCUCCCCUCCCGUCCACCCCGGCACCCCCAGUGACCAGAAGGCAGAAGAAAGAGUCGCGCUUUCACAGAAAGUCCCAGAAUAGAAAAUCCUUUGAGUUUGAGGAUGCAUCCAGUCUGCAGUCCCUGUACCCUCCCUCCCCAACUGAAAAUGGGACUGAGAGCCAGCAUAAAUUUGGAUCCAAGAGCACUUUAGAAGAAAAUGCCUAUGAAGACAUUGUAGGCGAGUCACCCAAGGAAAACCCGUACGAGGACGUGGAGCUGAAAGGACGUCAUGCAGGCCGAAAAUCCCAUCAGCUCUCGGAGAAUUCCCUAGAUUCUUUGCACAGGAUGUGGACGCCGCAGGACAGGAAAUACACAUCACCUCCCCAGCUACCUACAAAGCCCAGCAGCCAGUCUCUGCGCAUCGGGAACUGGUCAGAAAGGAAGAGCCAUCGCUUACCACGGCUGCCCAAGCGGCACAGCCACGAUGACAUGCUGCUGCUGGCUCAGCUUGGCAUUCCCUCCUCCCCUUCCAGCCUCAAUGAGGACAGCCUGAGUACCACAAGCGAGCUGCUGUCUACACGGCGGGCCAGGAGGAUCCCAAAGCUUGUCCAAAGGAUCAAUUCCAUCUACAGUGCAAAAAGAGGAAAAAAACGGUUGAAGAAACUGUCUAUGUCCAAUAUUGAGACGGCGUCCCUGCGAGAUGAGAACAGCGAGAGUGAGAGUGACUCAGAUGACAGGUUUAAAGCUCAUACCCAGCGUCUAGUACACAUCCAGUCAAUGCUGAAGAGGGCUCCAAGCUAUCGAACCCUGGAACUGGAGCUGAUUGAAUGGCAGGAACGGGAGUUAUUUGAGUAUUUUGUGGUAGUUUCACUGAAAAAGAAGCCCUCUAAAAACACUUACCUCCCAGAAGUGACAUAUCAGUUUCCCAAGCUAGAAAGACCAACCAAGCAAAUGCGUGAAGCGGAGGAGCGUCUCAAGGCUAUCCCUCAGUUCUGCUUUCCUGAUGCCAAGGACUGGCUCCCUGUCUCUGAAUACAACAGUGAGACCUUCUCUUUCAUGCUGACUGGGGAAGAUGGGAGCCGGCGAUUUGGUUAUUGCAGGAGGCUGUUGCCCAGUGGAAAAGGCCCACGCCUACCUGAAGUUUAUUGUGUCAUCAGUCGGCUGGGGUGCUUUGACUUAUUUUCCAAGAUCCUGGAUGAGGUUGAAAGGAGAAGGGGAAUAUCUGCUGCCUUGGUUUAUCCAUUUAUGAGGAGCCUGAUGGAAUCUCCUUUUCCUGCACCUGGAAAGACAAUCAAAGUCAAAACCUUUCUGCCUGGAGCUGGAAACGAGGUCAUUGAGCUGCGGCGGCCGAUGGACUCACGCCUGGAACACGUGGACUUUGAAUGCCUUUUCAAGUGCCUCAGCAUUCGUCAGAUCAUCAGGAUCUUUGCUUCUCUCCUGUUGGAGCGGCGUGUGAUUUUUGUAGCAGAUAAGCUCAG